AUGUCAUCCAACAAACUAUUCCUCUACGACCACCCAGUCUCAUCCUACGCCCAAAAAGUACGCAUGGCCCUCCGCCACAAAGGAAUCCCCUUCGAAAAACAAACCCCCCCAAACCUAGGCAGCGGAGCCUCAAAUCCAGAUUUCUCCUCAGCAAACAUCCGAAAGGAAGUCCCCGCUCUCAUAGACGGGGACUUCGCAAUCUUCGACAGCACAGCAAUCCUCAUGUACCUCGAAGAAAACUUCCCCACAACCCCCAAACUCCUCCCCGAUUCCCCCCAAGCACGCGCCUCGGCUCGCAUGAUUGAGGAUGUAUGUGAUACGCAUUACGAAGCGAUAAAUUGGGCCAUUGGAGAAAUCACCUGGUUCGAACGCGCCACGGGUCCUGAAGCCGAGAGAUUGUUGGCUGCGGCUGUGGAACAGACGAAGCAGAUUCAAAUUUGGUUGGAAGGAAAAUUGGGAGAUAAACCAUAUUUCUCAGGGGAGAAGAUUGGGUAUGCGGAUUUUGCUGUUGCGCCGAUUGUGAAUCGUAGUGUGCAUUAUGGUACGGCGUAUGGGCCUGCGGAGGGAUGUGCUUUGCAGCUGUGGCAUGCUCGUGUUAGUGAGAAUGUGCAUGUGAUGGAGACUUUUGCGGAGAUGGUUGAGGGAAGUAAGGCGAUGAGUUCUUUGGGGCCGAAUUUGUGGACUGGGGGGAGACGGAGGGAGUAUAGAGAUCAUCGGUUGGAGUUUUUGAUCAAGAAUGGAGGGAUUGGGAUUGUGCUAAAGGGUCUGGAGGAUGAUAAUAUUCGAUUCUCGUGGCCACAUCCUAAAUAG
Ramularia collo-cygni is the source of this 810-nucleotide messenger RNA. RefSeq lists its product as uncharacterized. The coding region runs from base 1 to 810 and encodes 269 amino acids. Gene Ontology annotation, biological process: glutathione metabolic process; L-phenylalanine catabolic process. NCBI's taxonomy places the organism in Eukaryota, Fungi, Ascomycota, Dothideomycetes, Mycosphaerellales, Mycosphaerellaceae. The transcript has a single exon. The record is from RefSeq and is a predicted model, not a curated record. Gene Ontology annotation, molecular function: maleylacetoacetate isomerase activity; glutathione transferase activity.